GAUUGACCCGACUCUGUCUGCUAAUCCUUUGGGCGAUAGUGAGUCACUUGUGCCGAAGUUCAGAAUCUUAAGAAUUGCACCAUUGACUGCCAUUGUUCAGUGCCAAUAGCCAAUUCUUCUAGCCCCGUUUGUCUUCUUCAAAGGUCACAGACUGACUUAAUACAGAUGGCCGAGAAAAAAAUGGAAACGAGCACCUUCCAUUGUGAGGAGUUCAAGACAACGUUUCCCUUUGCCAGCGCCGUCGAGAUCGUUGAAAUGGUCAGCGAGUUGGAAGUUCAGGAGGAUGGCGGCAAUGAGGCCAGCAAUAAGUCGAAAGAACCUCGCGGCCUGUUGCUGAAGAUGCUCGACAACUUGGACAGCGAUGUCGAGCGCUUGAGAAAAAACGCCAUGGACCUGGAGGACAAAAGGGAGACCCUGCUCGGCAGCCUGGAUCUCAUACGCCAGUCGCAUGCCCUGGAGACCAUCAGUGAUGCUGAAAAGAAGGAAAUCGAGGAGUACAUCGAAACAAUUACUUCUCGGUGCCGCACUGUACAGAUUAAAGUCGACACUGUGAGGGAUCAGCAACAAGAAGAAUCUCUGCACUCUGUCAACUCACUGAUUGACUCCAUGGUCCUCAAUCUGAGGUUGGAUCCCAUGGGCACACGGGGUCGCUGCCUGGCCUAUCUCAGGUCUUUUUGCCGCUGCGAAGAUGACAAUGAAAUUCUGGUCUCCAUCGCUUCUAAACUUCAGCCCAUGCACGUGGACAAGGGCUUCGAGAGUGCGCUGCUGGGCUGCACGCUUGAUGACCAAAAGCUUGUGAAGCGGCGCCUGCGGGGCCUGCUCUCAUACAUCAUCAGCCCUCAGAAUGAGUAGCGUGCUCCCUAAGACUGGAAAUUUGAUUUCAACCUGAACAUUAUUUAUUGAGCUUAAAUGCAGAACUGGCAGUGAGCUGAUUGUUCAGGUCAAGGACUGAAGGCUGCUGUUGUUAAGUUUAAACCUAAAAAUGCCUUUCUUUGCUGCUUCUUAUCGUGUCAACACUCAUUCUACUGUUGAAAUCCGCUAAGCCGGACGUUCAAUUUUACAUCACUAAAGCUGUAUCGAGAUGCAAAAUGCACGCUUUGAACUGAGAAAAGUACUGACUAUAACUAUUGUCAUUCGAAUUAAAAUUUUAUGGUAGGCAUUGCAUUGAACAGUGAAACAUAAUUCAUUCCUUGUUCGUUUUGAUUGUGAAAAUUACCAAAACUGGUUUAAAUUAAAA
This is a messenger RNA of Cloeon dipterum, 1237 nucleotides long. Its product is annotated as BAG family molecular chaperone regulator 2. Bases 166 to 852 code for a protein of 228 amino acids. The record is from RefSeq and is a predicted model, not a curated record. Gene Ontology annotation, molecular function: protein-folding chaperone binding; adenyl-nucleotide exchange factor activity. The transcript is spliced from 3 exons. Lineage: Eukaryota; Metazoa; Arthropoda; Insecta; Ephemeroptera; Baetidae. Gene Ontology annotation, biological process: protein stabilization.